CAGCAGUCAGUGAAGCCGAGUUUUAGUGGCGGAUUUGAGGCGCUGCGAGGGCUGGAAGAAAGGGACAGUUAAGUUUAAGGGAUUCGGGAUCUUAUAAGCACUAAAAGAAUGUCUGAUGAAGAGAAUUUUAGUACCACUUUAGCCUACACGAAAAGUCCUAAAUUCUCUAGACGAACUAAGUUUCAGGAUGAAUUACACAAGGCAGUUGCUACCAGGGUGGCAAAGCAAACCACUGUGGAAGAAAAUUACUUCAGUGAUCUUGAUGACUUUGAUCUCUCAGACAGUGGCACCAAUAGUAAAAGCAGUGAAAAGAAAUUAACCACUCUGAAGGAGCUAGUUCAAGAUAAUAAUGAAGAGAACACAAUAGAUGAAAUGAACACAAAAAAAACAGAGACAUUCUCACAGAAAGGAGCUGCUGCAGAUAGUUGGCAAACUUCAUAUUUUAAACCCAACCAAUGCAUGGUGCAAUGUGCCACUGAUCAUGUCACAAGAGAGCCUUUACAGAAGAAUUCUUUAAAACCCAAGGCAAAAGAUCAAGCUAAGAUGAUACGAAAUGAAGGCAAGAUUCAAAAGGCAGAAGCAUUUCGAAAAUCAUUAAGUAAAAGGCAUUCUCUAAUACAGACCUUAGAGAGAUCUGCCAUUGGAAAAAGCCCACGCCCUAGAACAACAGAAUCUCGGUAUUUGGGGACAUUAAAAAUCUUGGACAUCAAGUCUUCCAAUAAUGCCUUUAACCUUGAAACUGCAGAUACGAUCAGAGCGUCCAUUUAUCAGGUGUGGCUAGAAAAGAAAAAGCAAAUUCUUCACGAAGAACAAAAAAAACAAAAACUGAAAGAACAGCAGGAAAAUGAGACAAGAGAACAGGAGAAGAUUGAAAGCAAAAAAGAAGCAAAUGUUUCAUUUGAGGCCUGGAAGGCAAAGAAGAAAGAUGUGCUUAAAGAAAUCUCUUGCAAGAAGAAAGAGGAAGAAAAAAAAAAGCAAGCUGAAACAGAGAAUGAGGAGCAGAAGGAAGUAGCAAAAAAGGCAGCAUUUGAAAAAUGGAAGGAAGAAAAGGAUUUGCACCUAACAGAAAAGCUUAAGAAACAAAAAGAAAUUGAAAAGGAGAAGAAGAGAAAAGAAAAGGAACAAGUAACUGAGAAGAAGAAAGAAAAUGUUGCAGCAUUUAUAAAAUGGAAUGCAAAGAAAGAAGUAGCAUUAAAGCAAAAGAUAAAGGAAAACGCAAAGGAAAAGCGGAAGAAGAAAACUGAAGAAGAGUACAAAAAGUACGAGAGAGAAGAGUUGGCUUCAACAACGUAUGAGAAGUGGCUGGAACAAAAAGUAAAGCAGGAAAAGCAUGAUAAGAAGCAAAGGAAAAUCAGGCACGUUUUGCAACAUGAUGAGCCACCACCUCCUUGGAGCCCCCCUAAUAAAACAAUACCAUUUGGAAAAUAAAAUAUUACAUAUCAGUGUUGAAUCUGCAUCUUUUAACCAAAAAUGCCUCAUGUGGAAAAUAUCUGUACGUACUUGCUUAGAUUAAUGUAAGU
Molecule: messenger RNA, 1520 nt
Organism: Carcharodon carcharias (great white shark)
Lineage: Eukaryota; Metazoa; Chordata; Chondrichthyes; Lamniformes; Lamnidae
Gene: map9
Product: microtubule-associated protein 9
Exons: 11
Coding region: 109-1428 (439 amino acids)
Biological process (GO): regulation of mitotic cytokinesis; mitotic cytokinesis; mitotic spindle assembly
Cellular component (GO): astral microtubule
Molecular function (GO): microtubule binding
Source: RefSeq, a predicted model, not a curated record